AUGAGUAAAACUUCCUUUGCUGAGCUGCUGUAAUCCGACAGAAGCCAAGAGAGCUAAUCAGAAUCAUCAGAGUUUAAAGUUGAAUUACGGAAACAAAGGGGUAGUUAAACAGCCAAUGCCGACGCUAAACGUUACCAUAAAAUACCAUUAAAAACACAAAUUUUAUUGUUUUAGAUGGUCUUUUCAUAAGGAAAACGAAUAAAACAGGUUGCGAAAUAAUUAGGAAUGAAUUACUCAAGUGCAAAGUCUUUGAUACAUUAUUACAAAAACAACAAGAGACCAACUCCCACUGCUAUUUCUAGCAUAAUAAGCUUAAACAAAGCCUGUGGUAUUAGGAAAACGAAAUAAGGAAAUAAUAAUUUUUUCGUUGAUAUACGAAUAAAAAAAAAAAGGAUAAGGAAAUACAAUUAUUAUGUAUUUUUAACCGAAGAACAUAAUUAAAUAACCAAUUGA
This is a messenger RNA of Paramecium tetraurelia, 453 nucleotides long. RefSeq lists its product as uncharacterized. The record is from RefSeq and is a predicted model, not a curated record. The transcript is spliced from 2 exons. NCBI's taxonomy places the organism in Eukaryota, Ciliophora, Oligohymenophorea, Peniculida, Parameciidae.